UAUACGUUUUCCGCAUACCAUUUAUUUACAGCGAAUCUCAGAAUGAUUUAUCUAAACGACAAUUACCUCACUCAACUACCAGAAGAUUUAGGAAAACUCUCUAAUUUGAGCGUGUUGGUGAUUAGAAACAACGCUAUAAGCAUGCUUCCAUCUUCCAUUGGUGCUUGUAAUCGCCUUGCAGAGCUCUUAAUCCAGAACUGCGCUAUUCAACUGCUCCCCCCCGAGCUCGGCAAUCUGGCAUUCCACUACGAAGGGAAAGUUCUAAAGAUGGCCGGGAAUCCUUUUCACAGCUCUCUAGAGGAGGAGGCUUCCAAAGGAAUCCAGACUUUGAUGGAGUAUUUAAACUCUGGAAGCUACUUGGCACUUUGGGAAAUCAGGAAAAAAAUCCCGGUUUCCUCUGAGGGAGCUGCAAAAGUGAAAAAAGCCGAAAAAAAAAGGAAAAAGCUUGAUAAGCAACAGAAAUAA
Zophobas morio is the source of this 465-nucleotide messenger RNA. RefSeq names its product ras suppressor protein 1-like. The coding region runs from base 43 to 465 and encodes 140 amino acids. NCBI's taxonomy places the organism in Eukaryota, Metazoa, Arthropoda, Insecta, Coleoptera, Tenebrionidae. The record is from RefSeq and is a predicted model, not a curated record. The transcript has 5 exons.